This is a messenger RNA of Priceomyces carsonii, 465 nucleotides long. RefSeq lists its product as uncharacterized. Gene Ontology annotation, molecular function: protein binding. Bases 1 to 465 code for a protein of 154 amino acids. Gene Ontology annotation, cellular component: peroxisomal membrane; mitochondrial outer membrane. The transcript has a single exon. NCBI's taxonomy places the organism in Eukaryota, Fungi, Ascomycota, Pichiomycetes, Serinales, Debaryomycetaceae. Gene Ontology annotation, biological process: autophagy of mitochondrion; mitochondrial fission; peroxisome fission. The record is from RefSeq and is a predicted model, not a curated record.
AUGACUAACGAAAAGGCUGUCUUCUCAGCAUUGGAAGAGCUUGAGCAGCCUAUUGCACCUGAACAGCUUACAAUCUUAAGAAAUCAACUUAAAUCAGAGGAACCAGAUCCCACACCGCAAACUAAAUUUAACUAUGCAUGGGGAUUGCUCAAGACUCCAAGUAAAAAGGGACAGAAGGAAGGGAUGCAAAUACUCACUUAUCUCUACAAGGAUGUUCCUGAGAUGAGAAGAGAAUGUUUGUAUUACCUUUGUUUGGGUUCUUAUCAAUUGGGAGACUAUUCCAAUGCAAGACGUUACGUGGACACUCUUUUGAAGGCGGAGCCCGAAAAUACCCAGGCUAAAGCUUUAAAGCAUUCUAUUGAGGAAAAGAUCACCAGAGAUGGGCUCAUUGGGUUAGGCAUCGCUGGAGGUGUACUUGCCGUGGGAGUUGGUCUAAUUGGUGCGUUGGCAAGAAGGAAACGCUAA